CAAGGCAGAAGGCAAAGGGGCGUGUCUUGAAGAAUUAGUUCCUCAAGGAAGUUCGGCUUUCAAAAAAAUCUUUAGAAAAUCCAGAUACACGGACGUCUGUGGCAGUGGGGAUUUUGGAUUGCUUCUGCUUACUGGAGGAACAGUCCCACAAGUACGGAAAUUUAAUGCUCAAGACCAGUUUCAAAAGAAGAGGGGAGAAAGAAGCUUGACGAGUUGGAGUUUGAGUGACUGAAAGAGAGCUGCAAUGGAUACCUUCAGCUCAAAGGACAUGGCUAUGAAGGCCCAGAAGAAGAUUCUCAGUCACAUGGCCAGCAAGUCUAUGGUACAAGCGCUCAUUGACGAUACCAGCAGCGAUAUCCUCGAUGAACUCUACAGGGUUUCGAAAGGGUACACAGGCAGCCGGGCAGAGGCCCAGAAUGUGGGGAAGGACCUAAUCAAGGUGGCAGUGAAGCUCAGUGUCCUCUAUCGCCACAAUCGCUUCAGUGUGGAGGAGCUCAGCUUGGCCCAGGACUUCAAAAAGAAACUCCGCCAGGUUGCCAUGACCGCCAUAAGCUUCUAUGAGGUGGACUUCACAUUUGACAAGAACGUGAUGUCAGAAAUCCUGACGGCGUGCCGAGACCUGCUGCUGAAGCUGGUGGACAAGCACCUCACCCCCAAAUCCCACGGCAGGAUCAAUCAUGUCUUCAGUCACUAUUCCAACCCAGAGCUACUUGCCAGUCUCUAUUCUCCAAAUGGACCGUUCUCGUCCAACCUCACCAAGAUCUGCACUGGCUUGAACAAGCUGUUGGAGGACGACAAAUUAUGAGCUGACUGUCCUGCUUGAAAUAGAGACACUGCUGGGGAUCAAGUCCAAACUGAAACGGAGGAGAGAACAAGGUUCUCACAUUACUGAACAAGAACUAAUAUGUACACAAAAACUAUUUGAGAUGGGGCAGUCCAACCUGAUCUUUUUCUAAGAUGAAGCCACAUCAAAUAAGCCAAAUGCGACAGCAACAAAAAUGCUUGGCUAUUCCAGUGGAAUUUCCCUCUUCGGAUGCAAUAAUUACAAAAACACAUCUUAAAAUGAUCAUAUACCAGAACGUCUUGCAUUUCAACAUUCAAAGCCAUCGCUCGUCUGUUUGUGUCACGCAUGUCGAUAAAAAAAGACGUUGCAUACCGGUAUAAUCCACUGCUAUCUGAGCACGUGAAGUAAUUUUAGUACCAUAAAAGCAAAGCGCGCAAUAUUUGAGAGCACUGUAAAAACCACUGCCAUCUAGCGCUGUAAAAAAGAAUUGCUAUGGGUUAAAAUUUAUAUAUACGGUGCAAACCUACUGUAAAUUACACGCUAUUUUGUUAUUAUAAACAGUGUUGAAUGAUAAAAAUGAACCACCACUUUAGAGCUGACAUCUGGUUUUCAUAAAAGUUCAAGAUAUAUGUAUAUUAAUUAUGCUGAUAAGAAUUCUAUAGAUUUUUUUCUAUAAAACGAAAAUAAAACAUG
Molecule: messenger RNA, 1477 nt
Organism: Paramormyrops kingsleyae
Lineage: Eukaryota; Metazoa; Chordata; Actinopteri; Osteoglossiformes; Mormyridae
Gene: tnfaip8l2b
Product: tumor necrosis factor, alpha-induced protein 8-like 2b
Biological process (GO): regulation of apoptotic process
Cellular component (GO): cytoplasm
Source: RefSeq, a predicted model, not a curated record